This is a messenger RNA of Rattus rattus (black rat), 630 nucleotides long. It is a transcript of the gene Igll5, whose product is annotated as immunoglobulin lambda like polypeptide 5. The transcript has 3 exons. Gene Ontology annotation, molecular function: MHC class II protein complex binding. The coding region runs from base 1 to 630 and encodes 209 amino acids. Gene Ontology annotation, cellular component: MHC class II protein complex. The record is from RefSeq and is a predicted model, not a curated record. Gene Ontology annotation, biological process: antigen processing and presentation of exogenous peptide antigen via MHC class II; immunoglobulin production involved in immunoglobulin-mediated immune response; peptide antigen assembly with MHC class II protein complex. NCBI's taxonomy places the organism in Eukaryota, Metazoa, Chordata, Mammalia, Rodentia, Muridae.
AUGAAGCUCAGGGCAGGACAGACACUGGGCACUAUCCCCAGGCAGUGUGAAAUUCUCCUUCUGUUGCUGCUGUUGGGCCUGGUGGAUGGUGUCCACCACAUACUUUCCCCAAGCUCAGCACAAAGAGGCAGAGCUGUGGGCCCUGGAGCCUCAGUGGGAAGCAGCAGGUCUAGCCUGUGGACCCUUCCAGGCAGGUUCCUGUUCCAGAUCAUUCCACGGGGAGCAGGUCCCAGGUGCUGGCCCCAUAGGCUUCCAUCUGAGUCCCAGUUAUGGUACGUCUUUGGUAGUGGGACCCAGCUCACAAUCCUAGGGCAGCCCAAGUCUGACCCCUUGGUCACUCUGUUCCUGCCUUCCUUAAAGAAUCUCCAGGUUAAGAAGGCAACACUAGUGUGUCUGGUGAGCGAAUUCUACCCAGGUACUUUGGUGGUGGACUGGAAGGUAGAUGGGAUCCCUGUCACUCAGGGUGUGGAGACAACCCAACCCUCCAAACAGACCAACAACAAGUACGUGGCCAGCAGCUACCUGACACUGAUGUCUGACCAGUGGAUGCCUCACAGUAGAUACAGUUGCCAGGUCACUCAUGAAGGAAACACUGUGGAGAAGAGUGUGUCACCUGCUGAAUGUUCUUAG